AUGAAAGGAACAAAAUAUAUUUCUUUCAAUUUUCCUAUUAACACCAAGUACGAGAAGUACGAGCUCGUACUUAGGCCUCGUACUCGUACUUUUCACUUUUUUUUGGCCUCGUACUCGUACUCGUACUUCGUACCUGCCCAAUUUUUUUGCUCGUACUCGUACUCGUACUUCGUACCAGGUACGAGUACGAGUACGAGGUACGAGUACGAAUUUUGGUACGAGCUUCGAAGCACUGAUCAUAACCCCUAG
Molecule: messenger RNA, 249 nt
Organism: Meloidogyne enterolobii
Lineage: Eukaryota; Metazoa; Nematoda; Chromadorea; Rhabditida; Meloidogynidae
Source: the annotation of a GenBank genome assembly